This is a messenger RNA of Rubroshorea leprosula, 1732 nucleotides long. Lineage: Eukaryota; Viridiplantae; Streptophyta; Magnoliopsida; Malvales; Dipterocarpaceae. The record is from the annotation of a GenBank genome assembly.
CGUUAGCUUCCUACAUCCUUUGAUUCAUCAAUUUUUUUGUUUUUUUGUGUGAUUGUCUUUCAUAGCCCAUAAUAAUGCUUCUGAAGAGCCACCGUCUCCUACUACUGCAACUACUCAUUGCCUCAAUCUAUGUAACGUCCUGUUUUGGGACUUACUAUCAGAACCUUGAUCAUUUUCAUAGACCAACAGUACUCUACCGUCCUCCAUGGUAUUUUAGAGACCAACAAAACUACAACUACUACUACAACCGUAGGCCUAACUAUGCUCACCAGCGCAGCUACAAUAAUGAAUUUCAGGCCAGUGAUCCAGUGACCAGGUCGAAGGUAGUCAAUGUGAAUGAUUAUGGAGCUAAAGCUGAUGGAACGGAUGAUUCACAGGCAUUCAACAAAGCUUGGGAGGAAGCUUGUUCUUAUGGAGGAGAUGUUCUGAUGGUAGUCCCUCAGAACAGGGUUUAUGUUGUCAAACCGGUUACUUUCUCAGGGCCGUGCCGUUCCAACAAUCUUGCAUUCAAAAUUUAUGGCACAAUUAAAGCCACAGAUAAUCCAUCGGAUUACUCAGAGGAUAGAAGAUAUUGGCUUCGUUUUUCCAAUGUUGAAAACUUGAGAGUGUACGGUGGUGGCAUCAUUGAUGGCAGUGGGAAGAUUUGGUGGCAAAAUUCCUGCAAAGUUAACCAAGAACUCCCAUGCAGGGAUGCCCCAACUGCUAUGACUUUCUCUGAUUGCAGUAAUUUACUGGUCUAUAGCCUUUGGUUCCAAAAUGCACAGCAAAUGCAUCUCAAAUUUGACAAAUGUUUCAAUGUAAAAGCUUCGAAUCUCCAGGUGACUGCUCCAGGGGACAGCCCUAAUACGGAUGGAAUUCAUGUCACAGAGACGAAGAAUAUUAAGAUUCUGAACUCUGUCAUCAGGACAGGUGAUGACUGUAUUUCCAUAGUUAGUGGCUCAAAAAAUGUUCGUGCCAUUGAUAUAACCUGUGGACCGGGGCACGGGAUAAGUAUUGGAAGUUUAGGGGCUGGGAAUUCGGCUGGCUAUGUGUCAAAUGUUCUGGUAGACAAAGUAAGACUUUCAGGAACCACUAAUGGACUGAGAAUAAAGACUUGGCAGGGAGGAUCAGGGUACGCCAAAAACAUCAUAUUUCAAAACGUGCUAAUGCACAAUGUGACCAAUCCUAUAAUCAUCAACCAAAACUAUUGUGAUCAAGAUGAGCCAUGCCCACAGCAGUACUCUGCCGUUGAAAUAAGCAACGUGAUGUACAGCAACAUCAGAGGAAGCAGUGCAUCCGAGGAUGCCAUAACUUUCAACUGCAGCAAGAGCUUCCCAUGUCAAGGGAUUUGGUUGCAGAGCAUAGCAUUGGCAAGGCAAGAGUUAAACCAAGACGAUGACCAAGUUGCUAAAGCUUCAUGUUCGAACGUUGGAAUAAUCAGCAGAGGGAGUGUCUCUCCUCGUUGCUCCACAAAAUAAUUUAAGGUGUUAUUCUUAAUGAGCUUUAAUUGUAAAUACCCUUUUGGAUUGUGGAACUGUCUUGGUUGUGUCGUAAAAAUCACUAUGAAAGUGAUUUGUUAUUGUUAAUUUAUUUCCAGUUGACAAAUCCUACAUGCUCAUGCUGUGUUAUUUUGCAUGUAAGAGAUUUUUAUCGUUGUUUUUUUUCUUUUUUUUAAUGUAAAACUGGAACUCAACAUGUGUCUUCCUGCGGUUCGUCUGUGUGUGUGUUUUCUUAAUAAAUUUUUAUAAUAAUA